Messenger RNA from Fulmarus glacialis (Northern fulmar), 3651 nucleotides. It is a transcript of the gene DSEL, whose product is annotated as dermatan sulfate epimerase-like. NCBI's taxonomy places the organism in Eukaryota, Metazoa, Chordata, Aves, Procellariiformes, Procellariidae. Gene Ontology annotation, molecular function: chondroitin-glucuronate 5-epimerase activity; sulfotransferase activity. Bases 1 to 3651 code for a protein of 1216 amino acids. The transcript has a single exon. The record is from RefSeq and is a predicted model, not a curated record.
AUGGCUCUGAUGUUCACGGGGCAUACUUUAUUUCUAGCAUUAAUGAUGUUUGCUGUCUUCACUUCUGAAGAAUCUGUAAGCAAUUACUCUGAUUGGGUGACUUUCAUAGAAAAUGUAGACCAAUAUGAAAAACAGCAACUUGAAGGUCUCAGUGCUGAGCAGAAGCUGAAAAAAACAGUUCUUUAUCCAAGCUUGUAUUUCGAUGCUGAAGAUGUCCAGGCACUGAGGCAGAAGGCUCAUACAAGCCAUUCCCAUCUAUUUAGAUCCAUCAGAAGUGCGGUGACGGUUAUGCUAUCCAACCCAUUAUACUACCUACCUCCACCCAAGCAUGUUGAUUUUGCUGCAAAGUGGAAUGAGAUUUAUGGUAACAAUCUGCCAUGUCUAGCAUUUUAUUGUUUGCUGUGCCCUGAAGAUAAAGCUGCAUUUGAUUUUGCCCUAGAAUAUAUGGAUAGAAUGGCUGGCUACAAAAACUGGUUGGUUGAGAAUGCACCUGGAGAUGAAGUGCCACUCGGUCACUCCCUAACAGGAUUUGCCACUGCUUUUGACUUCUUGUAUAAUUCACUGGAAAAUGAGAGGAGGCAAAAAUACCUGGAGAAGAUAUGGUCUGUAAGCGAGGAAAUGUAUGAGUACUCAAAGGUUCGUUCCUGGGGAAAACAGCUUCUCCAUAAUCACCAAGCAACAAAUAUGCUUGCUUUGCUUAUUGGGGCUUUAGUUGCAGGGGUGGACAAAGGAUCUCAGGCAAAUAUUUGGAAACACGCUGUUGUUGAUGUGAUGGAGAAAACAAUGUUUCUGCUCAAUCAUAUUGUAGACGGGUCUCUGGAUGAGGGAGUGGCUUAUGGAAGUUACACAGCCAAGUCAGUAACCCAAUAUGUUUUCCUGGCCCAGCGCCACUUUGGUAUUAACAACUUGGAGAACAACUGGCUCAAAACGCACUUUUGGUUUUACUAUGCCACCCUGUUACCAGGCUUUCAGAGGACUGUGGGCAUAGCAGAUUCUAAUUACAACUGGUUUUAUGGUCCUGAGAGCCAACUGGUUUUUUUAGAUAAGUUUAUCAUGAAGAAUGGAGCUGGCAACUGGCUGGCACAGCAGAUUAGGAAACAUAGACCCAAGGACGGGCCAAUGGUGCCGUCCACUGCACAGAGGUGGAGCACACUACACACUGAAUUUAUAUGGUACGCUGCCGAAAUCGCUCCUCAGCCGCCUCCUGACUACGGUAAUGCUAAAAUGCAUGUCUUUCCUAACUGGGGAGUUGUUACUUAUGGAGCUGGACUGCCAAACAGUCAGACAAACACCUUUGUGUCCUUUAAGUCUGGAAAACUCGGUGGACGUGCUGUCUAUGAUAUUGUUCACUUUCAACCAUAUGCUUGGAUUGAUGGGUGGAGAAGUUUCAAUCCGGGACAUGAACAUCCUGAUCAGAACUCUUUCACUUUUGCUCCCAAUGGACAGGUAUUUGUAUCUGAGGCUCUUUAUGGACCUAAACUCAGCCACCUGAACAAUGUCUUGGUCUUUGCUCCAUCUCCUACGAGCCAGUGCAACCAGCCUUGGGAGGGACAGCUUGGUGAGUGUGCCCAGUGGCUGAAGUGGAUUGGUGAUGAGGUUGGAGACUCAACUGGAGAAAUUAUAACAGCCUCCCAGGCUGGAGACAUGAUGUUUGUGAGUGGUGAGGCGGUAUCUGCUUAUACAUCAGCAAUGAAAUUGAAAAGUGUGUAUCGCGUUUUGCUGCUCUUAAAUUCUCAGACAUUGUUAGUAGUAGACCAUAUUGAGAAGGAGGAAGACUCUCCUGUUAAUUCUGUCAGUGCCUUUUUUCAUAAUCUCGACAUUGAUUUUAAAUACAUACCCUAUAAAUUUAAGAACAAAUACAACGGAGCUAUGAUGGAUGUGUGGGAUGCCCACUACAAGAUGUUUUGGUUUGAUCAUCAUGGGAGUAGUCCUGUUGCUAGGAUACAGGAGGCAGAACAAGCUGCGGAAUUCAAAAAGCGGUGGACUCAGUUUGUAAAUGUUACCUUUCCAAUGAAAAACACGCUUACAAGGAUUGUUUACCUUUUCUAUGGCCCAUAUGUCAAUGUUUCUAACUGCAGACUCAUAGAUAAUGCAAAAUCUGGAUUUCAGAUUUUGCUCAGUGUCAACAACACUGAAAAUACCAUCUCUGUUGUGACUGAGUAUCAGAAUUUAAAGACAAGGUUCGAUUACUUGGGGUUUGGUGGUUUUGCCAAAGUAGUUCAUGAAAACAAAGUGACGAAGUUUGGUCUAGGUACUGAAUCUGUGGAAAAACGAGUAAAACACAAUAGGGUGGUUUUUCCAUUUGGAUUCAAAGUGAACAUAAUUGCAGGGUUAAUUUUGGGUGUUAGUUUGGUCAUACUGGCUUUUCAGUGGCGGUUUUACAUAUCCUUUAGUAAAAUGUUGCGUUGGAUCCUGAUACUGGUGGUCAUACUGUGGCUUAUUGAAUUGGUGGAUGUGUGGAGCAUGUGUACUCAGCCCAUCUGUGCAAAAUGGAGCAGUGACGUGACAAGGCUAGAACAUGAUAAAGGCAAUAAAGCCAAACAAGUAGAAGGAAAUCCCCUUGUUUUGCCAGAUGUUAUCAUUACUUCACUUCCUGCUUCAGGUGCAGAAAUUUUAAAACAGCUGUUUUUCAAUAGCAGUGACUUCUUAUACGUCAGGAUACCUACACCCUAUCUCGAAAUUCCUGAGACUGAAUUUGAAAUUGAUUCCUUUGUAGAUCCAUGUGAAUGGAAGGUUUCUGAUGUCCAGAAUGGUCAUUUUCGUCUUAUCCAAGGGUGGCUCCAGUCUCUAGUUCGAGGCACAAAGUUACAUUUGCAAAACAUUCAUUUAUAUGAAGCCAGCAGAAGUAAAAUUGCUCAGCAUUCUGCCAUAAGCAAGGACAAAAAGAAAAGAUCCAAAAAGAGAGAAUCUCUGUCAGAGCAGAGAAGCAGGGCAAGAGGGAGUCAAGAUAAAGAUGCUGAAUAUAUUAGGGAGCUGAGAAGACAUCUCACCUAUUAUCCUAAUGCACGACCUGUGCUUAGUUUAAGUAGUGGGAGCUGGACAUUAAAGCUUCCCUUCUUUCAGGAAAUCCUAGGACCAUCAAUGAGAGCAUUAUAUGUAGUAAGGGAUCCACGGGCGUGGAUCUAUUCAAUGUUGUACAAAAAUAAGCCAAGCCUUUACUCCUUGAAAAAUGUUCCACAACGCUUGGCUGCAAUGUUUAAAGGGGAGAAUGGUAAAGGAAAAUGUAGUUUAAAUGAAGGCUAUGCCUUUGAAUAUGAAUCAUUAAGAAAAGAACUUUCAAAUUCUAAUUCAAACGCUGUUUCUGUUUUGUCCUAUUUGUGGCUAACAAAUACAGCAGCAGCACUGAGAAUAAAUGGGGACUUGCAGCCAACAAACUAUCAGCUGGUCAAGUUUGAAGAUAUUGUGAGCUUUCCUCAGAAGACGGCUGAAACAAUUUUUGCCUUUCUUGGUAUUCCUCUUCCCCCUGCUAGCUUAAACCAAAUAUUAUUUGCCACCUCCACCAGUCUUUUCUAUCUUCCUUACGAAGGGGAAAUUUCACCAAGUAGCAUUCAUGCCUGGAAACAAAACAUGCCCAGUGAAGAGAUUAGACAGAUUGAAGAUAUCUGUUGUUCUCUAAUGGACCACUUAGGAUACCCAAAGUUUAUAGAAUAA